CGAUGUGCUCUGCACUCCGAUCUCAGUGCGGGAGACGGCAUAGCUAAACAUGGCGUCGGACGGAAUGAUUUUAACAAACCACGACCACCAAAUUCGAGUCGGAAUCCUUACGGUGAGUGACAGCUGCUACAGGAACCUAGCUGAAGACCGCAGUGGCAUCAACCUCAAAGACCUUGUCCAUGAUCCCUCUCUGCUCGGAGGAAUAAUCUCUGCAUACAAAAUAGUCCCUGAUGAAAUAGAUGAGAUCAAGGAAACCCUGGUGGACUGGUGCGAUGAGAAGGAGCUCAACCUCAUCUUGACCACCGGAGGGACUGGCUUUGCCCCACGUGAUGUCACCCCCGAGGCCACCAGAGAGGUCAUUGAGCGAGAGGCUCCAGGAAUGGCCCUGGCUAUGCUCAUGGGAUCUCUCAAUGUCACACCACUGGGCAUGCUGUCCCGGCCGGUCUGUGGCAUCAGAGGCAAGACCUUAAUCAUUAAUCUGCCUGGAAGCAAGAAGGGGUCACAGGAGUGUUUCCAGUUCAUCCUGCCGGCGCUGCCGCACGCCAUCGACCUGCUGCGCGACGCGGUGGUGCGGGUGAAGGAGGUGCACGACGCGCUGGAGGACCUGCCCUCGCCGCCGCCGCCCCUCUCCCCGCUGCCCGCGCCCGGCCUGGGCAGCCCGCCGCGCCAGACCGAGGACAAGGGCGUCCAGUGCGAGGAGGAGGACGAGGAGAAGAAGGACAGCGGCGUGCCGUCCACCGAGAACAGCGCCUCCUCGCACAUCACCGCCGCCGCCAUCGCCGCCAAGAGCAUCAAGUCUUACCCCAAUCACGCCGUUGUCAUGGCAAAGGGUGGCCAGUACACGCUCGGCCUCCUCCCCCCUCCCCCCAAACAUUUCACCUGUUCCUGUGGCGACCAGCCGAUCCCGGACUCCAUCAUCUCUCGAGGUGUCCAGGUGUUGCCACGGGAUACGGCCUCCCUGAGCACGACGCCAUCCGAGUCUCCGCGCGCGCAGCCGUCCCGCUUCUCCACCGCCUCCUGCCCCACCCCCAAGGCCUCUCGGAGAGAGUUCAGGCCACACAUGGAUGAGGUCAUCACGCUCAAGUCAAGGUACUCUACCUUGGACCAGGUGCAAUCUCGCUGUAGCAGCAAAGAGAACAUAUUGCGAUCCAGUCACAGCGCGGUGGACAUCACCAAGGUGGCGCGCCGCCACCGCAUGUCCCCCUUCCCGCUCACCUCCAUGGACAAGGCCUUCAUCACGGUGCUCGAGAUGACCCCGGUGCUUGGCACUGAGAUCAUCAACUACAGAGGGCCUGAAGUCUCAGACUCGGCCCCCGUCACUCUGCGUAAGCCUCCGGGGCCCGAUGCGUGGCCCCUGCCCGGACUGGCCUGCCCACAAGGGACAAAGUCUAACAGGAGAGGCGCCGACGCUGGCACCCUGUCCCCCUGGCAUCAGACAGAUGGCAUGGGCCGCGUCCUGGCCCAGGACGUAUAUGCCAAAGACAACUUGCCCCCGUUCCCCGCCUCCGUCAAGGAUGGCUACGCCGUCAGAGCUGCUGAUGGCCCAGGGGAUCGCUUCAUCAUCGGGGAGUCCCAGGCUGGAGAGCAGCCCACACACACGGUCAUGCCCGGGCAGGUGAUGCGUGUGACGACGGGAGCGCCGAUCCCUUGUGGAGCCGAUGCUGUGGUGCAGGUGGAGGACACGGAGUUACUGCGUGAAUCCGAGGAUGGCACAGAGGAGCUGGAAGUGCGAAUUCUGGUGCAGGCGCGACCUGGACAGGACAUCAGGCCCAUUGGUCACGAUAUCAAACGUGGGGAGUGUGUUCUGGCCAAGGGCACCCACAUGGGCCCCUCGGAGAUCGGCCUACUGGCCACGGUGGGCGUCACCGAGGUGGAGGUGCAGAAGUUCCCCGUCGUGGCCGUCAUGUCCACAGGCAACGAGCUGUUGAACCCAGAGGAUGACCUCCACCCUGGGAAAAUCAGGGACAGCAACCGCUCCACCCUCCUCGCCACCAUCCAGGAGCACGGCUACCCCACCAUCAACCUGGGCAUCGUGGGAGACAAUCCGGACGAUUUGCUCAACGCCCUGAAUGAAGGGAUCAGCCGCGCCGACGUCAUCAUCACCUCAGGUGGCGUGUCCAUGGGCGAGAAGGACUACCUGAAACAGGUGCUGGACAUCGACCUUCAUGCCCAGAUUCAUUUUGGACGAGUAUUCAUGAAACCUGGUCUUCCUACUACGUUUGCCACUCUUGACAUCAAUGGGCACCGAAAGCUGAUAUUUGCCCUGCCAGGCAAUCCCGUGUCAGCGGUCGUCACCUGUAAUCUCUUUGUCAUCCCUGCUCUAAGGAAGAUGCAAGGAAUCCUGGACCCCCGACCAACCAUUAUCAAAGCUCGGUUAUCGUGUGAUGUUAAAUUAGACCCACGGCCCGAGUACCACCGCUGCAUACUUACAUGGCACCAUCAGGAGCCGCUACCAUGGGCACAGAGCACAGGGAAUCAAAUGAGCAGCCGGUUAAUGAGUAUGCGCAGUGCCAAUGGCCUGCUAAUGUUGCCGCCUAAAACUGAGCAAUACGUGGAGCUGCACAAAGGAGAGGUGGUGGACGUCAUGGUGAUCGGACGGCUAUGAUGUCGUCCCCGGGGUGCGGGCGGCGAGAAAGAGGGACGACGAGAGCGAGCGAAAGUGGAAGUGGUGCAUGUCCACAUAUCAUUACUAUUCUGUAAUAUGCAAUGGCACAGCAAGUUUGUACUGAUUUGACCAACCGAAGUUGAUUGAGGGUAAUCAACAACUCACUGAAGCAAAACAAAAUGGUUUACGGAAAUGUUAAUUAGAAAAGAAAAUCCUUAUUAUUUCAAAGAAAGAAAUGAAAAUAUUAUACCUUUUAAAAUAAGACUAUAUAUAUAUAUAUAUAUAUAAUAUAUAAGAUUUAUUCUGUAAUAUAUUAUUAUGAUUAUUAUUAUGAAUAUCAUCAUCAUCAUUCUAUUAAGCAACUCUGUUCUCUUUCAUCGCAAUUGCUUUGUGUGUUCAACGCUAGCCCUUAUAGAUAGCAGUAGCAUUUUAGUAGAAAGCUGUAGACUCCUGACCGGAGUUCAUUGAAACGCUUAUUUCCAGA
This is a messenger RNA of Sardina pilchardus (European sardine), 3089 nucleotides long. It is a transcript of the gene gphna, whose product is annotated as gephyrin a. Gene Ontology annotation, biological process: postsynaptic neurotransmitter receptor diffusion trapping; gamma-aminobutyric acid receptor clustering; glycine receptor clustering. The transcript has 25 exons. Gene Ontology annotation, molecular function: molybdopterin molybdotransferase activity. The record is from RefSeq and is a predicted model, not a curated record. Gene Ontology annotation, cellular component: postsynaptic specialization; cytosol; dendrite. Bases 50 to 2605 code for a protein of 851 amino acids. Lineage: Eukaryota; Metazoa; Chordata; Actinopteri; Clupeiformes; Clupeidae.